Molecule: messenger RNA, 2800 nt
Organism: Toxotes jaculatrix (banded archerfish)
Lineage: Eukaryota; Metazoa; Chordata; Actinopteri; Toxotidae
Gene: rph3aa
Product: rabphilin 3A homolog (mouse), a
Exons: 15
Coding region: 122-1798 (558 amino acids)
Biological process (GO): intracellular protein transport
Cellular component (GO): membrane
Molecular function (GO): small GTPase binding
Source: RefSeq, a predicted model, not a curated record
AGGAGAGUACCGAAGAGGAAGCUGGAUGCUGAGACGGAGCUGCUGGUGACACUGAAGCAGUUUUCAUCCUGAAAACAGAAAAACGCCACGUCUGUCUGAACGUCUCGGGAUUGGGAGGACGAUGAACAGGUCUGGCGGCCCCCCAGGGGAGGAUCUCACGGAUGAGGAAAAGGAGAUCAUCAACAGUGUACUGGCUCGUGCAGCCAUGAUGGAGGCCAUGGAGCAAGAGAGGAUCAAGCGUCUUUCCAGUCGCCUGGAUAACAUUAAGAAGACGGUGUGUGGCGAUGGACAGUCGCAGUGUCUGCUGUGUGGGGAGUCCUUUGGACCACAGGGGGUCACAGCUGUCCUCUGUGUGCAGUGCAAAAAGCACAUGUGUAGCCAAUGUGGGAUCUGGAGCAACAGCAGGACCUGUCCUGUGUGGCUGUGCAGAAUCUGCAGCGAACACCAAGAGCUACACAAGCGCUCAGGAGCUUGGUUCUUCAAGGGGAGAGACCAGCAGGGUCUGCCUGACCCCCUCCCUCUGUCCAGACCUAGAGAGCUAAGCACCGAGAACAGCACCGAGAACAGCACAGAGAACAGCAUCGAGAACAGCACCGAGAACAUCACUGAUCCAGUCGGCCUCGAUGGACCACAGGAACCUACAGCACAUCAUCCGAGACAUGCUCCUGCUGCACAUGUGAAGAAUGAGCAUUCAGAGAGGGAAGAGAGAGCGCCCCCUCCGGCUGCGGAGGAAAAAAGACAACCUGUCGUCUCCAGUUCCAUUUCACCUCAUAUUCCAACCAGAACUGUUCCACCUGCCAAUCCCCCUGCCAACAAUCCCACUCCCCCAAGACCAGCACCAGAUCGAACAGAGGUCGAGGACAAUGACUACGACUCGGACGAUGCCACUACCCUGGGAUCUCUGGAGUUCAGUCUUCUUUACGAACAGGAGAACCACACCCUACAGUGCUGUAUCAUCAAAGCUAAGGGCUUAAAGCCAAUGGACUCAAACGGACUCGCUGACCCGUAUGUUAAGUUGCACCUGUUACCUGGAGCCAGUAAGUCUAACAAGCUUCGCACCAAGACGCUUAAAUACACCCUGAAUCCUGCGUGGAACGAGACUCUGAUCUACCACGGCAUCACUGAUGACGAAAUGUCACGCAAAACUCUCCGGCUCUCAGUGAGUGAUGAAGACAAGUUUGGACACAACGAAUUCAUAGGAGAGACACGAGUUGCUCUGAAGAAACUGACGUUUAACCAGAAGAAGAACUUCAACGUUUGUUUGGAGAGAGUGAUCCCGGUGAAGAAGGCAGUAGGAGGCUCAGCCCGUGGCAUGGCUCUCUAUGAGGACGAUCUGAAUGAAGGUGAGGACUCAGAGGAAAGAGGUCGUAUCCUGGUAUCACUGAUGUACAACAGUCAGCAGAGUCGUCUCAUAGUGGGCGUGGUCCGCUGUGCUCACCUGGCUGCCAUGGACUCCAACGGAUACUCUGACCCGUUUGUCAAAGUAUGUCUGAAGCCAGAUAUGGGAAAGAAAGCUAAGAACAAGACGCAGAUAAAAAAGAAGACCCUCAAUCCAGAAUUUAAUGAGGAGUUCAGUUAUGAUAUAAAGCAUGCUGAACUCGCCAAGAAAACCCUGGACAUCUCAGUCUGGGACUACGACAUGGGCAAAUCCAAUGAUUUCAUCGGAGGAUGUCAGUUAGGCAUCCAGGCUAAAGGAGAGUCUCUGAAGCACUGGUACGAGUGUCUCAAGAACAAAGACAAGAAGAUUGAGUGCUGGCAUGUUCUGCUAAACGACAGCACUGCUCACUUUGAGGACUGAAACGUCAUCUCCCCGUGGAUUUUCUUUCUCUCUCGUUCUCCCCGUUGAAUAUUGUCUUCCUGUGAGCACAGGUGGAUUGAUAUUAUCCUCUUUGCUUUUAUGUACGUUGUCCCAAAGUGCAAUGUGCAAGCUACAUUUCCAGCAGUUUUCAGGUGACCAACAUGGAUGUUGACCGUGGGGCUCUUUGUGAUAAGGAGCAACCACUAAAUAAACCAGGAAGCUGUUGUUUUGUCAUUUUUACUGUUAUCAUGUCAUAAACUGAAUCACAUCAUAAAUAAAUAAACCUAACCCGACAUGCGGUAAUGAUUGAAUAGUGAUUACCAUAUUUUAUGGAGAAGAUAAAACCCUUGUUAUCAUUGUCUUUAAGGCAGUGUGUUGUAAUGACGUGUGCCUCCGAGCUUGGGCCCAGCCGAGGGAGUUUCCCGUUUUCCGUCUCUGACCUUUUUCCCAUGUUGAUCUGUGCACCUGUCAUUCGAGAUCAUGUACUGUGUCAUCAGCUGAUCUGUGUGACCAUGUCGUUCAAGUGCUUGCGUCACCAAAACAUGCAUUUCACAUGUAUUACUGUGCAUAAUUACUGUGCAUCAUGCAUGUGUUAGAUAUUAAAUGGGACACUUACAGAUGUUUAGUUGCUGAAAUGAUGUGAACAAACUCUCUUUCGUUGUUGAUGUGAUAUGCGUUUGUGUUUUGAUACAGAUAAGAUGUUGAUCUGAUUAUCAGUACUGUCACUACGUGUGUGUGAUCUUCUCCUGUGCAUGUGUGAGCGUUCUGUCUUUCUGCUGGAGAAACCAAAAAGCCCAGAAUGCUUCUGCAUGGCAUCUUAUUAUGAUGAGCGAGUCCAAUUAUGCAACGUGAGUGGUGAUCCAGAAAACUCAUGAAAUAUUCCGAUGCCGGUUUAACUGAUCUGUUUCCAGCUACAUAUUCAACAUUUGUCUCUCUGUGUUCAUAUUGAUGCAUGUCCGGACUCAUGUUGUAGCGUACACGUGGCUAAUAAAUAAAGACACC